UCUCUCUUUCAUCUUGUACGGCCUAUAAAUUCAUAUUCUUCUACAGUAAAAAAACCGGAAAAAGAGAAUGCCGCCUGCCACGUGCCCCUCAGCCUCUUUCUCCACAGCCAUUUCCACUGAGAAAGGCGGCGGCAGGGGAGAGAUCAUGCUUUUCGGAGUCAGAGUGGUGGUUGAUUCGAUGAGGAAAAGUGUUAGUAUGAACAAUCUUUCUCAAUACGAACAGCCUCCUGAAUCUAACAAUAACAACAAAAAUAACAACAAUAACAAUGAUAACGUCACCGCCGGUUACGCCUCCGCUGACAAUGCCGUUCCCCACUCCAUCGGAAAUCGCGAGCGCAAACGAGGUGUGCCGUGGACGGAGAAAGAGCACAAGCUGUUUCUGUUAGGAUUGCAAAAAGUAGGUAAAGGGGAUUGGAGAGGGAUUUCUAGAAACUUCGUUAAGACUCGAACGCCGACACAAGUGGCGAGCCAUGCUCAGAAAUACUUUCUCCGACGAAACAAUCACAAUCGCCGCCGUCGUAGAUCUAGCCUCUUCGAUAUCACCACCGGUUCGGUAGCAGCACUUCCAAUGGAAGAAGAGCAAGUUCAUCGACAAGAGAACGCAUCUCAGCCACCUGAAACUAAUGGGUUUCCCAUGAUACCGGCGGCUUUUCCUAUUACUGUUAAUCGGGUAGUUCAACCGGUUCCAAUUGAGAAUCCAACGGAAAAUCUGACAUUAGGACAUGGGAACCAAUCGAAUAAUAAUGCAGCAGCAAAGCUUAUCUGCUCGGUCCCUAUUUCCCCUGCUCCUCAGGCAUCUGAUCUUUGCUUGAACUUGAAUUCAGUCAUGGAUCCUUCGCCAGUGUCACUCAAGCUGUCUUUGCAAUCUGAUCAAAUGGAUUCUUCAUCUUCGAGACGUUCUACACUUCGGGUGAUGCCAAGCUUCAGCAAUGGAGAUAGCAAUAGCAUCAUCAGUGUUGCUUGAGAAGGAUAAAAUUAAGCAAAAAAGCGACGUUUUAUUAUUAUUAUUAUUAUUAUUAU
Messenger RNA from Durio zibethinus, 1020 nucleotides. RefSeq names its product transcription factor MYB1R1-like. NCBI's taxonomy places the organism in Eukaryota, Viridiplantae, Streptophyta, Magnoliopsida, Malvales, Malvaceae. The record is from RefSeq and is a predicted model, not a curated record. Gene Ontology annotation, molecular function: DNA binding. Gene Ontology annotation, biological process: response to ethylene; response to gibberellin.